UUUCGUUGUACCGCCGUCGGAGAUAUACCAUCGGCGCAGGGGAGCAGAAACUGCCCGCCGCCGCGGAACUCAGAUUACGAUUAUGAACUUCGGGAAAAAGGAGGCGCCAUAACAAAAUAAUUUUCUUUUAAAGUCCGUGCUUCAUCCCUCUCACAUUCAGCGGCCGUUCUGUGAAUCAAGUCCCAAAUCUUCUUUUCUUCUUCCGCCUCAGAUUCGAAUCUCGAUUUGUUCCCCCCGCGGAGGAGAAUUCGAACCCAUCUCGUUGGAUCUCUGGCAAACUCGCAAAGUCGAUCGCUUUUCAUCGGGAUCUUUCCUGGGCAUUCAGUUCCUCGGUCUCCGUCGUCUUUGCUGUAGCUAGGAUUUUCGAAGAAUCAGCUGAUGCUUUGUUUCUCUCUAGAUUGGAUUCUUCAGUAACCAUGUCGAGCUUGAAGUUUGAGGGUUUCUGCUAGGGCUUCUUGCCCCGAAUUUUGGGAGAAUUCAGCUGCUUCCGGUUCCUCCAACUUCCGUUGCCUUUUAGGGUCCGAGAACACUUCAAACUUGGUCGCUGGAGUGUUUACGGUGAUUAAGGUGUUUGUUGGGCUCGCAUUGUGACAAAUUGGGCUCGUUUCGUAGUUGCUAACUGCCAAGUUUGAGGCUUGGUUUUGAAGAAAUAUGUAUGGAGAUUCUGAUAGCAGUACUGAUGAUGAACUUCCAUCAGUUCCAAAUAGAUUCCAACCCGGGGUAAGGCCUGCUGGGAAUGGAAGGUCUGCAAUGCCUGGGUCUGCUCCGCUAGCUAGGAUGCAUGCUGAUAUGGAAGUUCAAAUUCACGCUAUUGAACAAGAAGCAUAUACCUCUGUUCUGCGGGCAUUUAAAGCUCAAUCAGAUGCCAUCACCUGGGAAAAGGAAAGCUUAAUUACAGAACUCAGAAAAGAGUUGAGAGUAUCAAAUGAGGAGCAUAGGGAACUUCUAUCCAGGGUCAAUGCCGAUGAUACCAUCCGAAGGAUGAGGGAAUGGAGAAAGAUGAGUGGAAGUCAACCAGGCGCACAAAGUACUGCCCAGCUUGGACACGAUCAUGUCCCUAGUCCAUCGGUUUCUGGAUCACGCAAGAAACAGAAAUUGUCACAAUCAGUUGGUUCGUUAUCCAUGGGUGGCCCUCCUGCGUUGCACCCACCUAUACAAGCAUCUGCAUCGGCCGUAAGACGAGGUCCUCACCCUGCAUCUAAGAGCAAGAAGCCCCAGCCUUCUAUGCAGUACCCAUCUACAAGCUUAGGUUCUGGAAGGGGCCAAGUCGCUAAUAGAGGACCUUCUGCUGCAUUCCCGGCCAAUGGGCCUGCAGAGGCUCCCAAGUUUAGUCCAUUGAUUGGAAGAAAAGUUUGGACUCGUUGGCCUGAAGACAAUAGUUUCUAUGAAGCUCUUAUCACUGACUACAAACCAGAGGAGGGUACUCAUGCUUUGGUAUAUGAUAUGUACACUCCUGAUGAAACAUGGGAAUGGGUCAAUCUCAAAGAGAUACCUCCUGAAGACAUAAGGUGGGAAGGCGAGGAUCCUUCCAUCUUCCGCAAAGGUGGACGUCCUGGACCUGGACCGAACAAGAAAUCCAUACCGCGUGGUGGUGGUCCCCCUGGAAGAGGUAGAGGACCCACCACGAAGGGCCCUAAGAAGGAUCAUCUUCUGCCAUUACAGAACGGCACUCGUAAAAAGGCUGUGGGCGAUAUCGAGAUACUUCACACUGAUACCCUAAUAAAAGAGGUGGAGAAGGUCUUUGGUUCCAAUUUUCCUGACCCUAUGGAGAUCGAGAAAGCAAAGAAAGUGCUUAAAGAUCAUGAACAAGCUCUUGUGGAUGCAAUUGCAAGGCUUGAAGAUGCUUCAGAUGGUGAAAGUGGUAAUAUAUGAAUAUAUAUUUAUAUAUUGAUAACCAAAUGUUCAUAUUAGUAGAAUGGAGUUCAAAAUAAAGAUGUGCAGUCUUCUUGUUGUAUCAUCUAAGUGUAAACUUUUUGGAUGUUCAGAUUUAACUUGUAAUAUUUAUGCGUAAAAGUUCUUUUUAGACUUCAAAAAGAUUGUUGAUCUAGGAUCAUUUUGCCACACUUGAAUCUUUGUUCAUUUAUCUUCCAUUUGUAUCUCAUCCAAACAAAGAUGGAAAAACAGUUGAACUGUUCAGCAAAUGUUGAUGGCUACAUUGAGUUAGAAGAUGAAACAAUGCGAUCUUUGUUCUCAUUGUGUUUAUUGAAAGCAGAUGGGGGAAGAACACAGGUUUCCCGUGGGCAAUCAAUGGAUCAAGAGCGAUCGAGAAAACAGGUGUACAACCCUCUGGAAGGGAACAAAGAGGGUCAGGGAGGGUAGAGUGCUGGAUCAUAUGAUGAUCAGUAGUGUACCAUAACUUGUACAAUAGAGUGCUACAAUUCGAUAGGAACUAAUCAAAUACAUGUGGCUCUAGCUAUUUAAUUCCUUACAGUACUCAACAAUGGAAGAUGUAACCUUUGAUUUGAAUCCCCCUUGUAAUUUUAUGGUCCUUGCUACUUGGAUACUCAAUUCCUUGUGUAAAUUGCUAUGAAAGAUUUGUACUUGUUAGUCCUGAAAGAUUACUCCAUUGUCCUGCUCUGUGUAAUGGUACUGCAGAUCAAAACUGUCUAGACUUUUCGGGACAAGGUAUAAUGAAUGCAGGGUAGCAAAACUGUGCAAUGACUGCUAUAAAUCAUGAUAAGACCACAUUGAUUUGAUCACCGGAACUCGUUUGAUUCAAUUCAACAGGUCUCAGAGGUAUCACAAACUGACCUAUGUACUUGCAUAUGAACAAUAUAAACUGUCUGGGAUACCAAGGUAUACCGGUGAUCAAACCGAUAUGAUUUUAUCACAGUUUAUAGCAAUUCUUAAAUGGCUUUGCUAUCGUACCUCCACUAUACCUUAUCGUUAGUCUCACGGGUUAAGCUUUGAUGAGGUUCACAGAUUUCUCCACGCCACACAAAGGAGCAAGAACAUGGCGAUGGAAAUCGCAACCUGAAGCAUCAUUUACCACCAUGAUCGAACACACAGACUACUGCCACGUAGCAUCAUCUGUUGUUCACUUACAAAGAAGCCGCAAAAGUGAGGAUGAGGUUGGCCAUCUGAGCAUCAUAAGCAGGACCUUCCAUUUGGAAAUGGCUGGCCCCUUCAAUGAGAUGGGUUUCGACUCGGCCAGCUGCAGACUUCAACUUGUUCUGCAGCUGUUUAACGCUCGUGAACCCGUCCUGUGUUCCCAUAAUGAAGAGCUUUGGUUUCGUAGACUGUAGGAUGGCCUUGUGAUGCCUCCCAAAUAGCACGGAGGCAAGCAUUCCGAAAGGGUACCCUAUGCUUACAUAGCCGACAACUUCCUCGAUCUGAUCAACGGAAGACCCAGCAAUUGGUGAACCUGGCUCCGGAGCCGUCGUUCAAAAACAGAACCGAGCCUAUGGGACCGGAUGAUCUCGAGGAUUCUAACCAACGGUUCGGAUUUCACAGCGGCGACCCGCUUCCUGGCGGGAGAUACCUCGUCGCCACCCUCGGGCUCUUCGCCGCUGCUGGUCACGGCGGCGACUCCAGCGCCUCCGCCGCCAUCGCCAUUUACUCCGCCCCUACGACGCCGUUUCUUCUUCCUCAGCGUCAGGCUCACAGAGCUCUGCACGUCACUGCUCUGUUUCUCCUUCUCUUUCUCCUCCCGCUUCGACUCCCCCACCGACUCGCCCAAUUCGUUCGACUCGCCGACGAGCGGAGUCUGACUCGGUCUUGGCUCCGUCUCGCUGGGCGAUUUCUCCUCAGGAUUCCCUCCGCCUCCUUCCGAUUUGACGUCGUAGGAGCAAAUCCGCUCCUCAGCGGACGGGUAGGAGUGGACCGGAUCCGAUUCGGACUUGGUUGCCGGUUCGGGUUUCGUGUCCCCUUCUCCCUCCUCUUCCUCCUCGCUCCGCUCCUUCGCGGCCGCGUUCACGGCCUUCUGUUGCUGACUCGUGGAAUUAGACUCGUUGAACGACCGAUCCUCCCCGGAAUCGUAGCAGCCGCCGGCGGAUUUCGCGGCCGACGUUGGCCGACCUUCUUCCUUCCCUAGAUCUGCCUCCUCCUUCGCGCCUCCCACCCUCUCCUCCUCCAAUCGCUUCACCUUCAAUUCCAGAGACUCGAUCGAGACGUCCCGCCGCUGGACCUCACGUCGCAGCUCCUCGACGCGGAGCCGCCGGAGCUCGUCGACCAUAGGGACCAAACUGGUCGCCGCCGCGGCCGGCGGCGGCUCCUCCCUCCUCGGAGGCAUGAACCGUCGCCGGAGGUCAUUGAACUUGUCCCUGCACUGCUGCGAAGUGAGGGAGGAGAGGCUGGAAGUCCGGUUUUGGACUUCUACGGCUACGGAGUCCCAGCUCUUUGUGCCGUGGCGGUUCACGGCGCAGGCCAGCAGCAGCUCUUCCAAUGUCCCCCAAGAAGAUAUCGGGGUUGUUGGUGCGUCGCGCUCCUUAGCCAUGGCGUUGGUUCCUUAAUAACUCCAUUUUUUUCUCCUUCUUACAAUUUCAUUUUUGUAGUCUUUUUCGGUUCUGCGAUUUAAGGGGAAUUAGGGUUUUUGGC
Linum tenue is the source of this 4536-nucleotide messenger RNA. The record is from the annotation of a GenBank genome assembly. NCBI's taxonomy places the organism in Eukaryota, Viridiplantae, Streptophyta, Magnoliopsida, Malpighiales, Linaceae.